Synchiropus splendidus (mandarinfish) is the source of this 1756-nucleotide messenger RNA. It is a transcript of the gene prkar1aa, whose product is annotated as protein kinase, cAMP-dependent, regulatory, type I, alpha (tissue specific extinguisher 1) a. The coding region runs from base 195 to 1334 and encodes 379 amino acids. Gene Ontology annotation, molecular function: cAMP-dependent protein kinase regulator activity. The record is from RefSeq and is a predicted model, not a curated record. The transcript has 11 exons. Gene Ontology annotation, cellular component: cAMP-dependent protein kinase complex. Gene Ontology annotation, biological process: regulation of protein phosphorylation. NCBI's taxonomy places the organism in Eukaryota, Metazoa, Chordata, Actinopteri, Syngnathiformes, Callionymidae.
UUGGCGCAGCAUUUUUCAGACGCAGCUACCGUAGUGACCGACUGAGCGGAAGUGGUUCUAUGCUGUGAGGAACGAAAAACAAACGACGACGGCGAACCAAGGUCUACGCUUUACUCAGUGCCCUUUGCUUCUCGAUUGUCGCUGGUCCUUACGGUGGACGUCUUCCUUGUUAUUGUUGAGGUGGAAGCACAACAAUGGCGUCGAGCAGUUCUAGCAGCGAGGAGGAGCGGAGUCUGCGAGAGUGUGAGGUGUAUGUGCAGAAGCACGGCAUCCACCAGCUGCUCAAGGACUGCAUCGUCCAGCUCUGCACGGCCCGCCCCGAGAGACCCAUGGCCUUCCUGAGGGAGUACUUUGACAAACUGGAGAGGGAAGAGGCCCAGCAGAUGGCGUCGCAGCAGAAGUCUGGUGUGAGAAGAGACUCGCGUGACGAUGAGGUGUCUCCACUCAUGAACCCAGUGGUGAGAGGACGGAAUCGAAGAGGCGCCAUCAGUGCUGAGGUGUACACGGAGGAAGAUGCGGCUUCCUACGUCAGAAAGGUCAUCCCUAAAGACUACAAAACUAUGGCGGCACUGGCUAAAGCCAUGGAGAAGAACGUUCUGUUCGCCCACCUGGAUGACAAUGAGAGGAGCGACAUUUUUGAUGCAAUGUUCUCAGUCAACUACAUCGCUGGAGAGACCGUCAUCGUACAAGGUGAUGAAGGAGACAACUUCUAUGUCAUCGAUCAAGGCGAGAUGGAUGUGUAUGUCAACAACGAGCUGGUGACCAGCAUCGGAGAGGGCGGCAGUUUUGGGGAGCUGGCUCUGAUCUAUGGGACCCCGCGCGCCGCCACAGUCCGAGCCAAGUCCGACGUUAAGCUGUGGGGCAUCGACAGGGACAGCUACAGGAGGAUCCUGAUGGGCAGCACUCUGAGGAAGAGGAAGAUGUACGAAGAGUUCCUGAGCAAAGUCUCCAUUCUAGAGUCUCUGGACAAGUGGGAGCGGCUGACUGUGGCUGACGCUCUGGAGACGGUGCCUUUUGAGGACGGCCAGAAGAUCGUGGUGCAAGGAGAGCCUGGGGACGAGUUCUUCAUCAUCCUGGAGGGAACUGCGGCGGUGCUGCAGAGACGCUCAGAGCAGGAGGAGUUUGUGGAGGUGGGCAGACUCGGGCCCUCAGAUUACUUUGGUGAGAUCGCCCUGCUGAUGAACCGUCCUCGCGCCGCCACCGUCCUCGCCUCUGGACCUCUCAAGUGUGUGAAACUGGACCGGCCUCGGUUCGAGAGAGUCCUGGGUCCCUGCUCGGACAUCCUGAAGAGAAACAUCGAGCAGUACAACAGCUUUGUGUCUCUGUCGGUCUGAGCUCCGGAUCAGGGCUGCUCUGCUGCAUCAGACGCUCCCUGUCUGCAACUGUUACGGUGUGUGUCGGCGUGUGCGUGUGCGUGGGCGGGGAGGGGGGAGCUGGGCUCGAACUGCGGGACAAGGCGUGAGUGUCAGACUUCCGGGCACCAGCAAAUCUGAAACCUUUUUUUUAAAGACUGUGGAGACUGUCAUUAUCUGGUCUCAAGUUUCCCUCUGUGUGUCACUGAAACCACACCGUGUUACCGAGUCUUAAUCACACCCACAUGAUAUUAUGAAGCAUAUAUGAAGCUAUUUGUAUGUAAAAGGUUUGAGUGGUAGCGCUGUGGUGCCACCUGCCUCCACAUCUUUCCGGUUCUUACCUCCUGCACAUUAUUUUUCAAUAAAAGUGACUUUAAAGUGUUGUAAACUCAGCGAGCGUCGUU